This is a messenger RNA of Pantherophis guttatus, 5113 nucleotides long. It is a transcript of the gene KLF6, whose product is annotated as KLF transcription factor 6. Gene Ontology annotation, molecular function: RNA polymerase II cis-regulatory region sequence-specific DNA binding; DNA-binding transcription factor activity, RNA polymerase II-specific. Gene Ontology annotation, biological process: regulation of transcription by RNA polymerase II. The record is from RefSeq and is a predicted model, not a curated record. NCBI's taxonomy places the organism in Eukaryota, Metazoa, Chordata, Lepidosauria, Squamata, Colubridae.
GCCAAGGAGAGCUUUUGAAAGGGAACUUUUGCAGCGGGUUACAUUUGCAGUCACCUCGGUGUUUGCAAAUAUUGAGUAGGCUUCUCAGCAACUAUCUUCUGGAGAGCGAGCGAGCGAGCGAGAGCGAGAGAGCCCCAGGAGUGGAAGGCAAUCUCAACAGCAGCAUCGAGGAGACUGCAAAAAGCGAAAACAACGAAAGCCAACCAGCUUAAAGAGAAGGGCCAAAAAAAGAACCUUUGAUCUAUUGCUGUGCAAUUAAACUUUGCAUGAAACUUUGCUUUUUUAUAUAUUAUUCAAAAUAUAUAUACGUUUAUAUAUAUAUACACACACAUAUAUAUAUAUAAAUAUAUAUAUAUAUUAAAAAAAAACUUCGUCUGAAAAUAUAUAUAUAUAUAUAUAUAUAUAUAUAUAUUUAGCCGUAGAUUGCUAUUUUCCCCUCCUUUAAGGUACUUUCUGCUGGGUGAUAUUUCCCCCCUUUUUUGUGAUUUUCUUCUUUUUUUGCUUUGAUUUCGGUGGUCUUUGGAGGAGGAGGAGAGGAGGAGGAGGAGGAGGAAGUGAGACUUUUGUAAAUAGCCGGUUGUAUUUCUGUCACCAUCACCUGCUGUGGCGAUUACAGCCGAGAGCCGGAGCCCGAGACCUCCUUCGCGCUGCUCCGCUCUUCCGACCUGUGGAAAAAAGACCCCAGCGAUCGGACGCUCGUCUUUGCCGAGGGCUCCGGGUUGCAACUUUUCUUCCCUACCCGUCCCCCUUCCCCCCCACGAGAGGCAUGGAUGUACUUCCAAUGUGUAGCAUCUUUCAGGAACUCCAGAUUGUUCACGACACUGGUUACUUCUCCGCCUUGCCAUCUCUGGAGGAAUACUGGCAACAGACUUGCUUAGAGCUGGAGCGAUACCUUCAAAGUGAGCCCUGCUACGUGUCCGCCUCUGAGAUAAAAUUUGACAGUCAGGAAGAUUUGUGGACCAAAAUUAUUUUGGCACGGGAGAAAAAGGAGGAAUCUGAACUAAAGACAGCAAGUGCUCCAAAGGAGGACAACCUUAACAAUCAGACUUUAGAGACUAACAGUUUGAAUUCUGAUAUCAGUAGUGAAUCUUCAGAUAGUUCCGAGGAACUUUCUCCUACAACAAAAUUUACCUCGGAUAUCAUAAAUGAUGUCUUAAACUUGGCCAGUGCUGGAAACUUGAAUUCAUCUGUCACUUCUACUCCUCCUUCUUCCCCUGAGCUGGGCAAGGAGUCAUCUUCCCAACCAUGGAAUUGUGCCCCCAGUGAGUUGCAUUCACCUGGCAAAAUCCGUACUGGUACUGGCGGAAAGACUGUGGAAAAAGGUACCCUGGUCAGUAGUGAUGCCUCUCCUGAUGGGAGGAGGCGGGUUCAUCGCUGCCACUUCAAUGGGUGCCGGAAGGUUUAUACCAAAAGUUCACAUCUGAAAGCACAUCAGCGUACCCAUACAGGAGAAAAGCCUUACAGAUGCUCAUGGGAAGGAUGUGAGUGGCGUUUUGCAAGGAGUGAUGAGCUAACCAGACAUUUCAGAAAGCACACGGGGGCAAAACCUUUUAAGUGUAAUCACUGUGACAGGUGCUUCUCCAGGUCUGACCAUCUGGCUCUUCACAUGAAGAGGCAUCUCUGAAUGAUUGGAAGCUUGAAUCCUGUGGGCUAAGAGGCAUCGAGGUCAAGCUGGCCUUGGAUUAAAAGAUGCAUAUUCCAGCCAAAGCAUGCCAUUUUGCACCCUAACUCAGUGGCCUCCAGGUCCUCUCUUCUUUGGAAGGUUUUUAGAGGGCUAGAUAAGUCAUGUAAGAAAUGGCUGCAAUGACCAUAUGGUGCAGGUCUCCAGCCCAGGGGACCAAACCUUCUGAAUGGCUUUCCGACACCUUCUGCCGUGAGCGAACUGGGAGUGUUAAUGAAUGGACAACUUGUGUGUUAUGGAGGAUAUACUGGAUGACUGGAUGCUGAGGCACAUUUUUUUAAAGAAAAAAAAAACAUUUGUUCCUUGUUGUUUUCUAACCGUAAGAGAGAAAAAGCUGUCUGAACGUGGGAUUAUUUUUUUUAAAUUUUAUUUUUAACUUGGGGGGGGUGGGGAGUGGCUCAUGUGAAGAGUGUUAUGUAAGAUGGAAGGAUGUGCAUCCUUUUGAUGGGGAAGGGGGGAAAUGGUUUCUGCACCUUUUUUUUUUCCCCUUUUAUAUUUGGUUUCUGAAGUGGGAGAUGGAAGGGAGGGAAGGAAGGAAAACCAGAUUAGAGAAAUGUUGGCAUGGGCCCCUAUCCUGUGUGAAAGGAGAUUUUGGUGUCUGGUCCAGCUAUUAAAUGUGCAAUGUCUCCCGUAGCUUGUCUGACUUGCUACAGAGCUCAUUUGUAAUCCAUUGUAUAAGCUGUGUAUUUACAAUAUAACACAACCUAUAACUUUUUUCAUUAUAAUACAAAGGUUAUUGCAUGGUUCUGGAGAACUAGAUGCUUUCCCAUUCUGUAAUCAGGACUGCCAUUUCUCUCUCUCUCUCUCUUUCUUUUUCUCUCAAUUCCGGUUCAAAGCUGCUACACUGCAAUUGGUUUAAUGUUACAUAACAUACCAAACCCAAAUAGUGUUUUUUUUUUCCUCCUUGAAUUUUUGCUUUGUCCUAUUAGGUGGAUAAAACCACUAGGUUAGAGAUGGAUAUUUAAAAAAAAAAAAAAUGAACUCGUGCAGCUGUUUCCCCCAUUGCCUCCAACACCUACCUUCUUAUCUUUUAUUUAUGCCUUGAGGUCUAAUUUUUGGUUUUCUACCUGUUAAUGCACUGUUGACCUUAAUAAUGGUGCCUUAUGCAAAUUGAACUUCUCUUUUGGGAGGUCUUAUACAGGGGUAUGAAUGAUAUAUGCUUUAUUAAGGCUCUCUUUUCACCUGACACUUGUACUGUAUCAAAUGUACAUUAUGAAGAGGUGGGAAGACCAUCAGCUGGUAUUCUGGGUGAUCCCCCUAAAAACAUCUGUACUGAAAAUUUCAUGGCAUAAUCCAACAAAGAAUGCAUCCCUGAGUCCAUCUUUUGACAAGGUUGGUCUUGCACAACCUGCCCCUGUCCUGCAUCCUUCCCUCUUCCCAUUCAAGAAAUUAAUGGGGGGAAAAAAAUCCAUCAGUUCCUCCCUCCAUCAAAAGAUCCUGUAUUCAGGAUGCUGUGUUUGCUCAUGCAUUUUUAAAACCGCAGGAGUAACGACAAUAACAACAACAAAGAUUUCUUAAAAGGCACAAUGUCCACACCUGUAUAUGUAGCUUCCCCUUAAUUAAAAUGGAAAGUAAACAAAAAAUACAAAAAAAGCAAAAAAAAAAAAGUAAUUAUCAAGUGGGCAGGAUAUCUAUAACGUAUGUAUAUAUCUAUUCGUGUCUAUAGUAUCUGUAGCUGUGAGUGUGCGUGCAUGUAUAUUUGUGUGUGGGUGUGCGUGUGUGGGUGUGUGUGUGUCUACAUCUAUAAAAUAUAUAGAUAAUAUAUUAUUUUUAAGGAUUGUAUUGAGUUCUUUGCUGUAAAGUGUCAUAGCCUGUGAGGAGUCUUCCUCAUUUCCUGCAUUUCGUGGAGAAGAAGCAAACAAAAGUCAGCUUAUUAUUAAUAUUAUUAUUAUUAUUAUUACUGUUUGUUAACUUCUUUUAGCAGAGACCUGAAAAGGAGGAGGAGCUUCAAUCAGUGUGCACAGUUUUUAACAAGAGAAGGCAGUUACUUCCCUAUCGAUAGGCACUUUUGCACACUCAAAAAUUUCUUGGUGUUCAAACGAAGUGCACUGGAGUCCCUUUGGUGAAACAGGACUUAAAUGGUUUGCUGAUUUUUUUCCAAUUAUUUUUUAAAUGCAAGACACUUGUCUGCUUUCAAAGAAGAAGAAAAAGUCAUUUUAGGAGUUCUAAGAAGGUUAGCUCCUUUCUCCUAUGUUCACCCAACAAUCCUUCUUUGGCCUUUUGUCUAUAGGUUUUGGGUUUUGCUGCCCUCUGCUUCUUCUCUUGCUAGUUUAUGCUUUCCUUGAUGGUGGUCAGUGAGCUCUUCAUCUCCCCCCCAAAAGGGCAUUUAAUUGGAACACCAAGGGCUCAGGCUGCCUGCUUAGCCAUUUCUGCAUCAUAUGGGAGCAAUCCAUUGAGGGCUACUUAAAAAUGGACACUUUCCGCUAAGACUAAAUAAAUGAAUCUCAACCUCUCCGUUUCUGUCCUCUAAGCUUAUUGAGAAGAUGUAGAAAUGUGCUCCUUGAUGGUGAAUUUAUUCCUACGGGUAUUUUACCUUUUAGCUGAAUUCGCAAGGCAGUUUUAUGAGAUGUUAGAAAUAGUUGUUCCCCAAACAUUAAGCCCAAUGUGUUUUCCAAGCUGCCUUCCACAAGAACGUAGCUUGCUUCUUGCUAUUUGGGGCAGCAUUCCCCCCCCCCUCAAAUGAUGGUGAAGAUUAAUAGUCCUCUAACCAUGUUCAAAUCCAUUUUAUCUGAGGCUGAGAGAUAUAUAGGCCUACAUUUAUCUGCAUUGUGUUUUGAAUUUUUAUAUGCUCAAAAAUGCACUUUUUAAGUUUUUUUUUUUUUAAUUACCCCAAGAAAGCAUUUGUUAUCUACGGAUUACGGAAGUCUAAGAGAUGUGUGGCGCUUCAUACAUGUAGGGCACUUUUUACCGCAUUCUUGAGAGAUGCCAUUUCAUAGACAAAACAAUACCGUAGAUCGGGAAAUUCCUAACUGCAUGUACGAAUUAAAAUACUCACCCUUUGAUCAAGGCAUUCUACAAGUUUUUCUGCUCCAGCAUUGUACUUGAAAGGGUAAGAUUGCAAUGAUAUCUGCUUAGCCAUAAUCAUUUGCUAUUUAAAAAAAAAAUUCUCUUGCAGUAGUUAGAAAUCAGUUUUGUAGUUAAAUGAGUACAUUUUGUUCAGGUGAUAACUGAGCCUCAAUCAAGCUGAAAGAAAAAAAAAUUGCUUGAAAUUUCAGAAAAAAAAAAUUUCUAUUCGUAAAAUUUCUUUUUAUGUUUGUUUGUUUUUUUGGUUUUUUUUGGAAGCACCCUAUUAUCUAAAGAAUCUCUUUGUAAGAUUUUUGUAAAAAAAUUUGUUUUACAAGAUUUUAUUUGAAAUUGUUUUUUGCAAGAUUGUUAUAUUUCUGUAUGAAUGUAUUUUUUAUUGGAAUAACAUAAAAAAUUCUUAUCAGCGUA